Drosophila nasuta is the source of this 1047-nucleotide messenger RNA. Its product is annotated as tRNA-uridine aminocarboxypropyltransferase 1. The record is from RefSeq and is a predicted model, not a curated record. Lineage: Eukaryota; Metazoa; Arthropoda; Insecta; Diptera; Drosophilidae. Gene Ontology annotation, molecular function: tRNA-uridine aminocarboxypropyltransferase activity. Gene Ontology annotation, cellular component: nucleus. Gene Ontology annotation, biological process: tRNA modification.
CUACAUUUAUGUAGAUGUCUUUUUGUUGUGGAGUUCAGUUUAUACGAUUAUUUUUGAAACAAAACAGCAGCCAUGGCGCAUCCAGUGCAGACCAAGGCACAACCUCGCAAAUAUCCAUUCAUCAACAUGCGCAUAGCGGAUCACACAGUGCUGGACACCAUCGAGGGACGUCACAUUUGCAGUGACUGCAAUCGCUCCAGGAAAUUCUUCUGCUACAGUUGCCACAAACCCGUCGGCGAACUGGACAAGAUGCUGCCCCACGUCGAGCUACCGCUCUACAUUGACAUCAUUAAGCACAAGAAGGAGAUCGACGGCAAAAGCACAGCGGUGCAUGCUGCUGUGUUGGCUCCCGAUAAGGUGCGCAUUUUUACAUUUCCCGAUAUACCGGAUUAUGGAGAAGAGGAUGGUGUGGUUCUUAUUUUCCCAAGUGCCACAAGUUUGACAGUGCCGCAACUCUUCGAGCGCAAUGUGCACCUAAAAAUUGAUGACAAUUACGGCCUACCCAAGGGUCACCACAUGGGCACAAUGCUGCGCCGUCGCAUGGACGAAAUUGUUGUUGAUGAUGACAGCAGCUCCUCCGCCUCUUUCAAAUGUUAUACCUAUGACAACUUGCCUAUACGCCGUGCGGUCUUCAUAGACAGCACCUGGAACCAAAGCCGUAGCAUCUAUGCCGAUGCCCGGUUGCGACGUUUACGCACCGUGGUGCUCCAAAAUCGUUUGUCACAGUUCUGGCGUCAUCAGCGCGGUAGUCCACGUUGGUAUCUGGCCACAAUAGAGGCCAUACAUCAGUUCUUACUCGAGGUGCAUGUUAAUGCUUGGGGACUUAAUGGCGCAUAUCGUGGUCUUCAACAACUAGAGAUUACCGAGGGAUUUCAUCAGCUGGCGUCGCCACUCACAACUUUAGAAGUUGAUGAGAAGUGUGUGGAGCGGGAAUCGCCCUACAAUGGACACUAUGACAAUUUGUUGUUCUUUUUUGCCAAUAUGUAUGAUCUCAUACAUAAGUACUAUGAUCACAAUGAUCUGAUAUCAUAUCGUCGUCCGAUUUAA